Metopolophium dirhodum (rose-grain aphid) is the source of this 3410-nucleotide messenger RNA. RefSeq lists its product as uncharacterized. The transcript has 12 exons. Bases 1830 to 2414 code for a protein of 194 amino acids. The record is from RefSeq and is a predicted model, not a curated record. Lineage: Eukaryota; Metazoa; Arthropoda; Insecta; Hemiptera; Aphididae.
AGUACAAUAGAAAACAUUAUUAAACAAUUUUUACCACAAUCUUUAUGUAAAUAUCAGAAGAAAAAUUUUAAACUUAAUAAUCAUUAUAAAAAAAUAUCAUGUUAUUCCAAUUUUUCUACUUGGACGACCUGAAACAUUUGUAAAACAUAUAUAUGACCGUUUUGUCAUAGCUCAAAAUAUAUACAGUGAAAAAGGAAUAAACAAACUUACAUUAUUAGAACAUCAGUUUGAAGUAUAGAGUGAAAAUGGGUCCAAUGUAUAAGUAGUAGAUUUUACUGUACCAAGUAUUGUACAUGUUUAGAUUUUGAAAAGUAUCAUUGGCCAUGCCAACAUAUAUGUGCAUAAUUCAUAUAUAUACCAGGUUAUUCAUUUAAUGAUCUGCCUGAAAAAUUCAAAAAUAAUGUGUACAUAUCUACCAACCCUAGAUACUCAAUAACCAGCCCACAAGAAAAAAUAAGUACAAUUGAUUUAAAUAUGCAAAAUACUACAACUGCUGCUAUAACAAGAUUAAUAUUAAAAGAAUAAAAAAAUACAAGUGCUCAAAACAUAGAUAAAUAACAGUAACCUACCAAUACAUAUAGUAGAGAAAUUAUGAAAAAAAUUACAGACUGACUUACUUAAUAGACUAAAGAGAAUAUUCUGCAGAAUGGUAACAACAAUUGAAGGUUGUAAAUAGUGUUUAUGAAAAGAUAAGUGGUAUGGCAAAUAAAGAAGAUGGGCUAAACUUAUUACCCUCUAAACGUAAUUCAUCAGCAUUAUUCGACUUGCCAAAAAAUACAAAAAAAAAAAAUUAACCAACAAGACAAAUUAACAUGCUUAUAAACUAUUGACAAACAUACUAUGUAUAAUCUUAUCCGUGGUGAAUACAUAAUUAAUUUUAUGAGAAUUUGAUAAAACAAAAAUGAUAACGACUGCAUAAGAGGACGUUAUACCCGCAUGUGCUGUCUCCGCUUUCGAAUGCGUAACAUAGCAAAUUUUACGCUCCGAAAAACACGUGUAGCUCCGUUAAUUUAAAAAUUAGAGUGAAUUCACCUCUUAUAAAAUCUAAAGGUCUCAUUACUCUUAUUGUGGAAAAUCUAUUAGGUGUAUGAGAAACGUACUCAUACUACACAUGGUCCUGACAUAAACUAUUUAGCCCUAGUGACUUUAAAGCAGAGUAUUUUACGAAGGUGCGCGGAAGAAUGUACUCCACUUCGAGUGAUUUAUGAAGAAGAGACAUAAAGGGUUAGAAGAUCGCCUAGAGUAUACUCCUCUUUUGAGAACCAUGGAAAGGACUAGAGCUGCAGCGCGACCAAAAAUACCAGGUGAUCUGAUGGAAUACGCAGGUCAUCUAGUAGGUGCUCGCUACGUUCAUCUAUUCAGAACUGCUAAUGGGCGAGCAAUGUUCAGAGGGUUUGUCAUGGGUCCUCCUGACGCUGGAUCAGCAGUCGUUUUUAUAUCUACAUCCCUGGAAAACCUAUUGACUUCUGCUCAAGAAAUUCAUAUAGAUGCCACAUUUAAAAGCAGGCCCCUUGUUCCACAAACAGAACAACUGUUGAUAAUUAUGGACCAGGCAUUUCCCGUUGCAUACGCAUUAAUGACCCGCAAAACUGAAAUGGCGUACACAAGUGUAUUGGACCAUAUUAAGACUUGUGUUCCGCGUAAUAUUGCAAGUACCAUUGUCACUGACUAUAUGAAGUAGGGUUGAGCAACGCGUUGACCAACGUUUUUCCCGGAGUCAGAUUGCAGAAAUGCUAGUUUCAUAUGGCCCUAGUGGGAUUUCCUAAAAAAUGCAUUUGAAAAGAAUGCAAAAGACAUUUAUACAGUACUGACAAUGCACUGCAUACUAUAUGCUUCGUAUGUCAAAGGCUCUAACACUUUUGCCAGCUGACAGAAUAAUUGAAGGGUUUGAAGUUGUUGUCAGUGAGGCGAGGCUUUUUCCAAAUAUUGAGAUUGCCGAAAGAUACAUUUCGUAUUUUCAAAAAAAAAUUGGGUGGAACGUGUUGGACCGGAAAACUUUUGUGUUCAUGGCAUGCCCAGAAGAACAAACUAUCGAUCAAGAGAUUUUUCAUCGACAUUUAAAUACCAUCAUGCAGAGUCCACAGCCUGGUAUUUGGCAUUUUACAAAAACAUUAAUCAAAAUUGAACAAGAGUAUGGCACCAGGUAUGAGAGAAUGCAACAAAGACCAGCUCUAAGAGCCCGACGUCGCACUUAUGUUCAACUUGACGGAAAAAUCAGCGCAGCCUGUGAACGAUUGGCCCAGAGUAGGAUUUCUGUUAGAGAAUUCCUAUGUACACUGGGCAUUUGGCUUAUGAUGCAGAAUGAAGACAUGGAGUUGGCCGCAUCAAUGUACACAAUGAAAUCGUUGAAACUAUUGAAGAACAAAUUCUUACGGAAAAUGUGGAAAACAACAUUAUUGGAGGUAUUGAUUUAACUUCAGAAGACAACAAUGAUUAAAUAUUGUAUAAUGUUCAGGUUACAUUACGUUUAGUAUAACGUAACAAGUUACACAAUUUAAAACUAAAUAGUUUCCUUCAUUAUAUUUUCUGCAAUGUAUAUUAUUAUAAUUCGAUCUGAAAUUGAAUAUAAUAGUUUCUUCAUAAUUUUAAAUAUUGUAGUUAACCUACUUAUUGAAUUAUAUAAAAACUGUAAAUCACUACCCUAAUUACUCGAAUGUAACUAAGGUAAUAUGUUAUGUUAUUUUUAUUUUUAAUUCUAAUAUUUUUUGACCGAGGUUUUUUUGAAAUUAAUACACUAUUAAUUAUAUGUAUUCAAGGUUAUAUAGUAUUAAAUAAAAAAAGUAUGUUAAUAUAUUUUGAUGAACAAGAAAUUGUAAAUAAUAUAUAAAAUAUAAAUUUCUUUGUGUAAUUAUACUGUAUAGGUACAAUAAUAAUUAAUUUAUUGAUAUCUUCAAAGUUGUUGUAAGGUUUGAUGUUCUAUAUCUAGUUGUAAGUUGUUUAUCAGUAGACAGUUCUGAGCUCAUGAUUAUUUAUUAAUUUUAUAUCUAUUGAUAGGUACCUCAAAAAUAGAAAUGUAAAAUAAUUGACGAAUAUUAAGGUUUCAUAAAGUAAAAUAAUGUAGUCUAAAAAUACAUUUUAAUUACAUUAAAAUAUUAAAUAUUGUAAUUAAUAACUAAUUGAGCUAUAUAAAAACUGUAAAACAUUACCCUAACUCGGGUAAUAUGUUAUUUUUUAUUUGUUUAUUGGAAUCUUUUUUUUUUUUUUUAUAAAUAUUUUGUGAGGUUUUGUUCAAUUAUUAUAUUAUUAAUUAAAUGUUAUUAACAUUAGAGUUAUUAUUAAAAUUAAUAUAUUUUAACUUAAAUAUUUAACUCUAAUAAGUUGUUGUCAAACGAGUAUUCAACUCUUUUUAUUAUAACACUUACGUUUUUGUAUCAAUAGGACAUAUAUUUUUAUCAGAUAAUAUAACGGUA